Ascochyta rabiei is the source of this 3288-nucleotide messenger RNA. RefSeq lists its product as uncharacterized. Lineage: Eukaryota; Fungi; Ascomycota; Dothideomycetes; Pleosporales; Didymellaceae. The transcript is spliced from 2 exons. Gene Ontology annotation, cellular component: intracellular membrane-bounded organelle. The record is from RefSeq and is a predicted model, not a curated record. Gene Ontology annotation, molecular function: phosphatidylinositol binding. The coding region runs from base 1 to 3288 and encodes 1095 amino acids.
AUGAGUGACUCCGUUGCAGCGAAUGCGAACGCGCCCGGUAUUGCCGCUGACGAGCCUCUUCACGAAAUGGCCGACGGAGUGGCUAACGAAGUGGCCGACGACGUCAUGCAAGACACAACCCCCCAGAAAGAGACAGACCAGGCACUGCCUUUCGACGUCAAGGCGCUCACAGACCGCGCCUUGCAGUUUUUGGCGACGGCCAGCAACGAGACGCUCGGAGCGUGUCUGGUGGGUCUUGGAGCCGGCACCUACCUAAUCCUCGGCCGAGUUGGACUGGUCCUCAUCGGCGUCGUUGGUGGAGUCGUUCUUCACGCGACCUGGGAGGGGCAGUCACAGACCGGCGAGAGCCCAGAGCAGAAGGGCAGGAGCAGCGAGAGUCGGAAACGAGAGCUGGGUGCACAUGUCGCGCACAGGAUCCUGGACUGGAGGGACAACAGGGCGCAAGAGAAGCAAGAAGGCGAUACCGGCAGCUUAGACCUGAGUGUGAAGCUGUACUCUGGCAAGAAACUCGACUUUUCAGAGUUCAAGCCAGAGACGGCAGCAGCACUGACAGAGCUGACGGAUGCUGUUAUUCGGGACUAUGUCAAAUGGUGGUAUUCACCCAUUCUGCCUGCCGAAGAUGCUUUUCCCGACUCGUGCCGCCAAACUUUCACUGCCUUCCUCCUCUCUGUAUCAGCACAUCUGUCCCGCAAGCGACCUGCAGACAACUUUGUUGACUUCGCAACGCGCUCGUCGUCCUUCAUGAUCAUCCUCUUACAAGAACUGUCGACCGCCAUCAUGGCAUCCCCUGGCGACGCACCAACCGAGGCUGUCGACAUAUAUCUCAAGAUGAAGCGAGACAGCACACUCGCUAACAUCCUCGAUCCUGAAUAUCAAACACGGCAGUUCAGUGUCGCUGCCGAAGACAUCCUUCAAAACUACCUGGAAGCGAAAACAUACAACUGCAUGGCAGCCAGGGUGUUUCUACAUCAAAUCCUCGCCAAGGUCGUCCUGGAGAUGAUCGUGGUGAGCUGCUCGAAACCUGACUUCAUCAAUGGCUGGAUCGUGUACCUCCUCGAGGGCGGCGAGCCCGAGCUCAUGAACGCCAUCGAUGCAGGCGUCGAGGAGUCAUCUGGCCAACUGCAGAACGUCAAGAACAACAUUGAGAAGACGACAGGAGAAACAAUGUCGCCUGAACGUAAGGAGCACAGGCGCCGUGUCAGUAAAGCUCAGGAUGCCAUGGAUGAGGCCAUGCAAGAAGCAAAACGCUUGAGUCGGUUGAUCGCAGAAGAAGAUGCUAAGCGCCUGAGGAGUUUAGACGAAUCGACUUCAUCGUUGACUGAUGAUCAGUCAGCGAGCACAACACAAGGGAUCGCGACCCCCACCUCGUCUCAGAGUGAGGCCACAGCCGAAGGCGAGGCGACAGACUUGGGCAUUACCGGACUGCCGACACAGGCACCAUCGCAGGUUGCACCAGCAUCUCCACCGAGAGCUAGCGAAGAAUCAAAAAAGGCCUUCACGAGCUUCGAUCAGCUACUGGGCAACAACCCGCCGACUGCGCUUCUUGACGAUGACGAUCGACCACUUCAAGCAAGACCGCCUCCUCUCACUCUCUACAACAGCACCAUGUCUAUCUUCGAUGACAGCAUGGCCGGAGAGAAAGGCAUCAUAAGGAACAAACCUAAUGUAGAGUACUUGAUCCAGAUCGAGCCUUCGUCCCAUCACCACUCAGGAUGGAUGACUGCCCGCAAAUACACCGAGUUUGAGACCCUACACGAAGUCAUCCGGCGCAUUGCAGCUAUCACAGGGACGACUGGCUUCCUUGAAGCGCACGCUGAAUUGCCAGUUUGGAAGGGUCAUACCAAACCCUCCCUUCGUGGUGAGCUCGAGCGCUACUUGAACGAUGCGGUCAAAUUCAAGCCACUUGCCGAGAGUGAGGGCAUGAAACGCUUCCUCGAGAAAGAGGUGGGAACCGGCAAGACACCAGGUGGCGGUUUCCCUGGCAUCGGCUGGGCGGGUCAGACUUUCGAUACCAUGGGUAAAGGCAUAGGAUCCACGUUUGACGUGCUGAGCAAGGCGCCGAAGGAAGUCGCUGGAGGAGGCAAAGCACUUUUUGGCGGUGUCACGGGCGUUCUGGGAAGCGUUGCGCCAUUUGGAGCAAAGAAGAACCGCGAGUCAAUGACAAAUGGAACGACCACCAACACACCGAGCGCCAGCAGCAGCACCGCAAACCUAUCCCGUACCUCCACAAACACGACGGAACCUUCAAAGACUCGCCACAGCCGCGCUGAAUCUGUUGUUGCCGAGCUUCCAACACACAUCCGUUCGGAAAGCACGAUGUCACUUGCUUCCAAACGUACAUCGAUGGAAUCAAUACGCAACACGAACUCGCCGGUUAUUGAUCAACAACCGCAGCGCGAAGCCCAGAUGGAGCGCCGGCCAUCGUACAACCCGGAUGAUGACGGUAAGCGUUCUGGACGUUCCUCGAGAUAUGGUUCAAGGGCGAACAGCCGUGCUCCAAGCCCGAGGAGGAGCAUGGAUCUCAGCCCUCUCCUUGGUGGCGACCAGAUCCUCAACCUUCCACCUAUGCCCAGUGAGAUCACAGAUGACUACAACACUGCGCCCUCCCGCCCCUCUCUGGAUCCCUCCCACGCCCGUAAUGCCUCCCGAACAUCUUUAAACUCAAUGACAACAUCCGCAAACAACGACUCCAUACCUCCUGUCCCUCCCUUGCCACGCCGCCCAUCAGCAGCCUCGGUCACAGCUUCCACCACCACCUCACCCUCUAAGCCCCCCCAAAAACCAAAGUCACACACGCCACUCUCCGAACCCGAAACCACCGUUCUAAUCGAGCUCUUCUUCGCCGUAAUCAAUGAACUCUACACCCUCUCCUCCGCCUGGACACUCCGCCGCACCCUCCUCAAUGCCGCGAAGACCUUCCUUCUGCGCCCGGGAAACCCGCAGUUAGCAUCCAUCACCACGCUCUUCCAAACGACGCUGGACUCCAGCACCUCGGACGAAGGGCUCGCGCACCAGCUGCGCAAGAUGCGCGAGAGUGCCCUGCCGACCGAGAAAGAGCUGGCAGCGUGGCCGGCAGAAGCGAGCGCCGAGGACAAGGAGAAGCUGAGACUGAAGGCGCGAAAGCUGUUGGUUGAGCGAGGGAUGCCCAGUGCGCUUACCAGUGUCAUGGGCCAGGCUGCUAGCGGAGAGGCGCUGGGCAAGGUGUUUGAUUGUCUGCAGGAGCCGCGGGUUGCGAGGGGUGUUAUGUUUGGGCUGGUAUUGCAGGGGCUGAGGGCUGUUACGCAGUGA